AUGCCCCUCGUCGCAAGACUCUCGAGACCACUCUCAUCAACCCUCGCCACCAGACUGCCACUCGCCUCAUCCCGCACCCCGCGUCUGUUCCACACCUCGCCGCACCUCGCCCGGACCCUCAGCCCGGCCCCUCACUUCACAAUGGCCUCCUCCUCCUCCUCGGUCCCGCAGACCAUGAACGGCAUCCGCAUCCCCCGCACCGGCGGCACCGACGUCCUCGACCACCACACAGACCUCCCCGUCCCCGUCCCCGCCGCCGGUGAGGUCCUCGUCCGCAACGCCUACGCCGGCGUCAACUUCAUCGACACCUACUUCCGCACCGGCCUCUACCCGGCGCCCCUCCCCAUCGUCCUCGGCCGCGAGGGCGCCGGCACCGUCGUCUCCGCCCACUCCACCGUCGACCCGGACGCCUUCCGCCCCGGCGACCGCGUCGUCUACAUGGGCAACUUCGGCUCCUACGCCGCCUACUCCGCCGUCCCCGCCGCCCAGCUCGUCCGCGUCCCCGACGCCCUGCCCACCGAGACCGCCGCCGCCGCCUUCCUCCAGGGCCUCACCGCCUGGACCUUUGUCCGCGAGGCCGCCGAGGUCAAGCCCGACGAGUGGGUCCUCGUCCACGCCGCCGCCGGCGGCGUCGGCCUGCUCCUCGUGCAGAUGCUGCGCGCCGUCGGCGCCCGCGUCAUCGCCGCCGCGAGCACCGACGACAAGUGCGCCCUCGCCGAGCGCAACGGCGCCGGCUGGGUCGUCAACUCGCGCGAGCAGGACCUCGUGCAGGAGGUCAAGCGCAUCACGGGCGGCCACGGCGCCGACGUCGUCUUCGACGGCGUCGGAAAGGCCACCUUUGACGGCGACCUGGAGCUGGCGGCGCGCAAGGGUCGGCUGGUCAUCUUUGGCAACGCGUCCGGCGCCGUGCCCCCCUUCGACAUCCUCAAGCUCGGCCAGAAGAACCUCAAGAUCAUGCGCCCUGUUGUCAACAACUACACCGCCACGAGAGACGAGCUGGAGAAGUACAGCGCCGAGCUGUUCGACAUGAUCACCUCGGGCAAGCUCGAGAUCGCCGUCCACAAGACGUACCCGCUGCGCGACGUCAAGACGGCGCACGCCGACAUUGAGAGCCGCAAGACGACGGGCAAGCUGCUCCUCAAGCACGAAUGA
Colletotrichum higginsianum IMI 349063 is the source of this 1152-nucleotide messenger RNA. RefSeq names its product zinc-binding dehydrogenase. The record is from RefSeq and is a predicted model, not a curated record. Gene Ontology annotation, cellular component: cytoplasm. Gene Ontology annotation, molecular function: quinone reductase (NADPH) activity; zinc ion binding. Bases 1 to 1152 code for a protein of 383 amino acids. NCBI's taxonomy places the organism in Eukaryota, Fungi, Ascomycota, Sordariomycetes, Glomerellales, Glomerellaceae. Gene Ontology annotation, biological process: cellular response to oxidative stress. The transcript has 2 exons.